GAUGGAAGAUUGUUGUGAUGCUACGGUUAACUCCGAUACCUUUCAACCUAAUAAGUUAUUUCUUCUCAGUAAGUUCUAUCGAUCUUUUUCCUUUCCUCUGGGCGACUGCCCUUGGUGUUUUGCCCGGAACUUUUAAUGCUGUUUGGAUUGGGUCGUUGGUAAAGAGCUUGAGUCGGAUUGAUAAACCAAAAUUAGAAAAUAAAGACAUUGUCAUUAUUACGAUGAAUUUUAUCUUUGUAGCAUGUUGUGUGAUUGCUUUAUCUAUUCUUGGUAAACGAUCAUUAAGAAAAGCAAUGAUCAAAUUGCAAGCAUCAAAAAUGACAGAAUCAGACUUCAAUCAUGAUCUUCGAUCUUCUAUUGGCUCAUCAUCAUCUCCUCAAAUGACGGAUGUUGAAGUUGAAGAAGAAUUUCCUAUGAAUUCACGAGCUGGAUUUACACGUACAGAAAGAAUAAUUCUUUGCCUUAUCGGCGUCGUCUCGUUCCUUAAUAUUGCAAUAUCGGUGCCAUUAUAUUUUUAUUUUCGUUCAAUUGAAGAAAAUAAUUCUGUAUAA
Funneliformis caledonium is the source of this 551-nucleotide messenger RNA. The record is from the annotation of a GenBank genome assembly. Lineage: Eukaryota; Fungi; Glomeromycota; Glomeromycetes; Glomerales; Glomeraceae.